GUGCCCUUGCCCCCGACAAUGCCUCCAGGCGGGACGGCGAGGACAGGGUGGAACGGCCUGCCUCCUGGAGCCAAUAAAAGCAGCGGGUUCCUGGUCCGAUCCCCGGAGCGGCUCGCCAUUGGUUGCCAUCCGUAUCUCGGCCCACCGAACCUUCCCGACCCGAGCCAAUCGCGAGAGGGCGAAGAGCACUCUAGCCCCAUCCCUGGCGCUUUGGGAACUGAGGCGGGCGCGGGAGGGUGCGGAGCGGGUGGUGGUGACUGGCGGUGCCAGCCGGCAUCCCCUCCCGACGCGGUGCGCCGCGUGCUCCACCAUGGAGCCCGCCGUGUCGCUGGCCGUGUGCGCGCUACUCUUCCUUCUCUGGGUCCGCGUGAAGGGGCUGGAGUUUGUGCUCAUCCACCAGCGCUGGGUGUUCGUGUGCCUCUUCCUCUUGCCGCUGUCGCUCAUCUUCGACGUCUACUACUACGUGCGCGCCUGGGUGGUGUUCAAGCUCAGUAGCGCGCCACGGUUGCACGGGCAGCGCGUGCGGGACAUCCAGAAGCAGGUGCGGGAAUGGAAGGAGCAGGGCAGCAAGACCUUCAUGUGCACAGGGCGCCCCGGCUGGCUUACGGUCUCACUGCGGGUUGGGAAGUACAAGAAGAUACACAAAAACAUCAUGAUCAACCUGAUGGACAUUCUGGAGGUGGACACCGAGAAACAGGUUGUCCGUGUGGAGCCCUUGGUGACCAUGGGUCAGGUGACUGCCCUGUUGACCUCCAUUGGCUGGACUCUACCUGUCUUGCCCGAGCUUGAUGACCUCACAGUGGGGGGCUUGAUCAUGGGCACGGGCAUCGAGUCGUCGUCCCACAAGUAUGGCCUGUUCCAGCAUGUCUGCACUGCCUAUGAAUUGGUCCUGGCUGAUGGCAGCUUUGUGCGAUGCACACCGUCAGAAAACUCAGACCUGUUCUAUGCUGUUCCCUGGUCCUGUGGGACCCUGGGCUUCCUGGUGGCCGCCGAGAUCCGCAUCAUUCCCGCCAAGAAGUAUGUCAAGCUGAGAUUUGAGCCAGUGCGAGGCCUGGAGGCCAUCUGUGACAAGUUCACCCAUGAGUCCCAGAGGCUGGAGAACCACUUCGUGGAAGGACUGCUCUACUCCCUGGAUGAGGCCGUCAUCAUGACAGGGGUCAUGACGGACGAGGCAGAGCCCAGCAAGCUGAAUAGCAUUGGCAAUUACUACAAGCCUUGGUUCUUCAAGCACGUGGAGAACUACCUGAAGACAAACCGAGAGGGCCUGGAGUACAUUCCCUUGAGACACUACUACCACCGCCAUACGCGCAGCAUCUUCUGGGAGCUGCAGGACAUCAUCCCCUUUGGUAACAACCCUGUCUUCCGCUACCUCUUUGGUUGGAUGGUGCCUCCCAAGAUCUCCCUCCUGAAGCUGACCCAGGGCGAGACGCUGCGCAAGCUGUACGAGCAGCACCACGUAGUGCAGGACAUGCUGGUGCCCAUGAAGUGCCUGAUGCAGGCUCUGCACACCUUCCACGAGGACAUCCACGUGAGCCAGGGCAGGGUCUACCCCAUUUGGCUGUGCCCGUUCAUCCUGCCCAGCCAGCCUGGCCUGGUGCACCCCAAGGGAGACGAGGCGGAGCUCUACAUAGACAUUGGAGCAUAUGGGGAGCCACGUGUGAAACACUUUGAAGCCAGGUCCUGCAUGAGGCAGCUGGAGAAAUUCGUCCGAAGCAUGCAUGGGUUCCAGAUGCUAUACGCAGACUGCUACAUGAACCGGGAGGAGUUCUGGGAGAUGUUUGAUGGCUCCCUGUACCACAAGCUGCGGAAGCAGCUCGGUUGCCAGGACGCCUUCCCCGAGGUGUACGAUAAGAUCUGCAAGGCCGCCAGGCACUGAGUGUGAGCUGCCUGGAAGGAGACAGACAUGGGUGGGCCCUGUCCCCAGGGCCAGUAGGCACCUUCCCUUCACUCGCACUAGGUUGCCCUCCCAGAUGCACGCUUUUAGAAGAAACCCCUCCAGCACUCCCACCCAGACAGCACCAAGAGCCAGCUCCCAGCCCCCAGGGCCCGUCGAGUGGAACGGAGGGGAUGUGGGAUUUGGAGUCAGACAAACCUGACUGUCCAGCUCCCAGUUCAGGCACUCCUUUAGCUGUGUGACUCAGUGAGUCGCUCACCGCCUCUGAGCCAGCUCUUCAUCUGGCAAAACGGGCAGCAGUAUCUGCCUGCAGGUGUUGUCACUUAAGCCCUGUGCCUAUCGCUUUGGAGGCGCUGAGUAAGGGGAGCUGUUAUGGGAGCUUCCCGUUCAGCAUCACCUCUGACUACAGUGCUUUGGAUUCGGUGGUUGGGGCAGAAGGCCCACGUUAGGUCACCUGGGCACAAGUUUGGCGGGAAUAAUAAGGGAAUGCCCCAGGGUUGCACUGCCAUUGUUUCAGUCAGCCAGAAGAGCUCCUCACUGAGGGAAGGAAGGUUCCUCUCCAUCCCAGGGGCCUCAAGGAGGCGACCGAUGGGGUAGGUAGGCCCAAGGUGUGCUGUGCCAAAGCUAAGUCCAAUUCCAAAGUUCUCUCUGCCGUCCUUGGUGACUUCCUGCCCCUUCCUCCUUCCUACUCAGGCUUGCAGCCCCACCCCAGCCACUACCCAAGUUGACUCAAAGGACUGUGUUCCCUGGAGAAGACAUUUCAGGGUUGAAUCCUGUCUGGCCCAGAACCCAGACACAUGCCCAGGGGGAGUGAGUGGUUUCCCCUCUGAAUUGGAUCCAGAGGAUCUGGGCUGACUCUUUUCUCUCCAAACAACCCUCCAUACCUCUUGUCAUGGUGGCAUGUGUCCACACUGCUCUGCGGCAUGGUGGGCCAUACCAAGCCGGAAAAUGGAGCCCGCCUUAGUUAGGUUUCCUGAGGAUUUUCACUGUGGGGCUGAAAGAGUAUCAGCUUGAUUUCUCCAACCACUCAUCCCAUUCCUUUCUCCCCCACCCACCUCUAGUUAAUUUCAGUGCCUUAUAAAUCCUGAACUCAGAGAAAAUUAGCUCCGUUUCUGUUCAAAGGGAGGGAGGCCUCCCUAGGUUCUUCCAACUUAUUAAAACUUGGUUGUUUAUGCAAUUCCAUCUGAAGAACUGGCCAGCUUCAGCUGAAAACCCGGAAUCUAAGGGGGGAAUUGUGUCAUGUAAGGAAAGCUGGGGUUAAGUGAGCCAUGUCAGGCAGGGGCAUCCUGAGAGGGAGAGUGAGCACCCUACCAGGAGGCAGGAGACGGUGCUAGUCCCUGCACUCUUGCUAGUGUGUUGUGUGACCAUGGCCAAGUCACUUGUCCCUCUGAACUGCAGUUUGCUCAUCUUACACCGGUACAGACAAGACUUCCCACGACCUUACAGCUGUAGAAGUGCAUGGCUGUCCUAGACACCGUGGUUGCAAAACCUGUAAAAAGCCUCACCGGUGUGGAAAGUUAGGAAAAAUAAAUGAUCCAGGUAUACGCCUGGGAUUGUCUGUCAUUUAAGGUCCUUCCUUCACCCAAGGCCAGCUCUCAUCUCAUUUUUAGAAAGGUGCAUCUGUAACUUGCUGGAAAAUGUCUGAUCACUGCAGGUUGCCAGAAUCCUCAGUCACAUUUACUGACAGUGGUCUGGGUGCAUUCAUGUCUCUCAGAAAGUAAAGGAACCCCCCUUGCCCAUUUGGCCUCUGGAAGGGGCAUAAGAAUAAACCUCAUUCUCUA
Messenger RNA from Manis pentadactyla (Chinese pangolin), 3675 nucleotides. RefSeq names its product 24-dehydrocholesterol reductase (gene DHCR24). Gene Ontology annotation, cellular component: membrane; cytoplasm. The transcript is spliced from 9 exons. The record is from RefSeq and is a predicted model, not a curated record. Lineage: Eukaryota; Metazoa; Chordata; Mammalia; Pholidota; Manidae. Gene Ontology annotation, biological process: steroid metabolic process. The coding region runs from base 311 to 1876 and encodes 521 amino acids. Gene Ontology annotation, molecular function: Delta24(24-1) sterol reductase activity; FAD binding.